Molecule: messenger RNA, 1023 nt
Organism: Rhizoctonia solani
Lineage: Eukaryota; Fungi; Basidiomycota; Agaricomycetes; Cantharellales; Ceratobasidiaceae
Exons: 9
Coding region: 1-1023 (340 amino acids)
Cellular component (GO): cytoplasm; nucleus
Source: RefSeq, a predicted model, not a curated record
AUGUCUGAAGAAAGUGCUUCCAAAAGACUUCGCACCAGUGGGCCAACGAGGGUGAUUGGAACCCACAACGGAACUUUCCAUUGUGAUGAAGCACUUGCUGUAUUCUUGCUUCGUCAUACGAAAGAGUAUGCAGACGCGAGUGUCAAGCGAACUCGGGAUCCCAAAAUAUUAGAAACUUGUGAUAUUGUGGUUGAUGUGGGGGCGGAAUAUGACCCAGAAAGAUUGCUAUUUGAUCAUCAUCAACGAGGGUUCACAGAGGUGUUUGGCAAUGGGUUUAAGACCAAGUUGUCGAGCGCAGGUUUGAUAUACAAGCAUUUUGGCCCUGAAAUCAUCGCCAACCAGUUGCAACUGAACCCAACUGACGGGAAGGUACAAGAGUUAUGGCUCAAACUAUAUGGGGAUUUCAUUGAAGCGAUCGACGGUAUUGAUAAUGGGGUCCUUCAAUAUCCAUCCGAAAUCUCUCCAGCAUAUAGAAGUCGUACCGAUAUUUCUAGCCGCGUCGGACAUCUCAAUCCGAGAUGGAACGAAUCUGUUGACUCUGAUGGAGUGGAUGCGCGUUUCCAAAAAGCCUCAGAGCUGACAGGUACCGAGUUCCUUGGUCGUUUGGACUAUCUUGCGAACGCAUGGUGGCCAGCUCGUGAUUUGGUAUUGCAUGCUCUGGAGGCUCGCACCCAGGUCGAUCCCAGCGGCCGCAUAAUUGCAUUUGAACAAUUUGCCCCUUGGAAGGAGCACCUAUUCGAACUUGAAUCUAGUUUAAAUGUUUCUGAGGAGCAAAAGCCGAUUUAUGUACUUUAUCCAGACGAGACAGGGGGCAAUUGGCGUAUUCAAGCGGUCCCAGUAUCUCCCGAUAGCUUUGAGAGUCGGAAGGCACUUCCGGAAAUAUGGCGAGGAGUAAGAGAUUCACAACUGGAUGAUGUUACAGGAAUUCCUGGAGGAAUAUUUGUUCAUGCAUCUGGUUUCAUUGGAGGAAACAAAACGAAAGAGGGGGUUCUAGCGAUGGCAAAGAAGGCGCUAGCAUUGUGA